GCUAUUUUUAUUAUUUAAAUAAAACUAUAAAAGUGCCCGGUCCACCUCCAAUUAUUAUGGUCUUUCCUCAAACACUAUAAAUACGCACAUCAAGAACGUUCAACUCCUCCAUCCAUACGAAGCCUCUGAACUCCAAACAAAUUAAUUAGUUCAUUCAUUCACACUAAUAAUCUCUUGAUUCCCCGGAAAAUUAAAUUAUUGUAGCAAUGAAGCACAUGAAAGGGGAGGAAGAAGUGAUGACAUCACAGAACAAGAAAAACAAAGCCGUGGUGGAUGGGCUUUACAGGGCAAUAUCAAGAGGAGACACCGGCGCCGCGGCCGGUUACCUUGCCAGCGACCUGGAAUGGUGGUUCCAUGGCCCACAAAACUGCCACCACAUGAUGAAAAUGCUGACGGGGCAGGCAUCCGGAGGAGGAGCUUCUUUCCGGUUCAACCCGCGGAGCGUCGACGCCAUUGAUGAUGAGCUUGUGAUCGUGGAAGGUUGGGAAGGGGUGCAUGCGUAUUGGGUUCACGUUUGGAAGGUUAACCAAGACGGGUUGAUUACUCAGUUCCGGGAGUACUUUAAUACGUGGCUCACGGUGGCGGAUUUGAGAAAACGGCCUUCCAUUCCGCUGAAAAUGGCGGCCGCCGGUUGCUCCUCCGCAACCUCCUCCACUUUGUGGCAGAGCCACCCUCGGGACCUCGCCAAACGCUCCUUGCCGGGUCUCAUGCUCGCCAUCUGAGGAUCGGCCGCAGUUAAUAUUAUAUUACCACGUGUGUAAAUUCUUCAUUAAAUUAAUUAAUGUUUUUUUUACCUUAUAUUAUAAUGUUGUCAUAAUUUACGUAGAUAGAAUUUCUUCGUUAGGCACCACCACUCUUAAUUGGACCUGUUUGAUUAAUGUUUGGACAUUCCAUCAUGCUUGUUUAUGAUUGUGACAAUUCCCAAAUCAAUAGAAUGUGGAGUUAUGGGUGCUGCAUGAUUUAAAAGUUCAUUCAUCAAAUUGGG
Messenger RNA from Oldenlandia corymbosa var. corymbosa, 985 nucleotides. Lineage: Eukaryota; Viridiplantae; Streptophyta; Magnoliopsida; Gentianales; Rubiaceae. The record is from the annotation of a GenBank genome assembly.